CUGAUCUCCUGGCUGUUAGGAUGAACGUCCUCCAAACCGUGCUCCUUGUGGCUGUAAGCCUCUCGGCUGUUCACUCCCUGGACUACAAGGCACUGAACCAGUUCAGAAACAUGAUCCUGUGCGUGAUGCCUGAUAGCUGGCCUAUUCUGGACUACGCCGACUACGGCUGCUACUGUGGAAAGGGAGGCUCCGGCACGCCUGUGGAUGAUCUGGAUAGGUGCUGCCAAGUGCAUGACCAGUGUUACUCUGAUGCUAUGCAGCACGAUGAGUGCUGGCCCAUCCUUGACAACCCCUACACUGAGUUCUAUGACUACAGCUGCGAUGAGGCAAACAGGAAGGUCACCUGUGGCAACGACAACAACGAAUGCGAGAUGUUCAUCUGCGAGUGCGACAGGAAGGCCGCAGAGUGUUUCGGCAGAUCACCUUGGAUCCCCGAAAACGAGCACCUGCCCAGCGACAAAUGUCAGUAAAGAUCCAAUCACUUGUAUGAGAUGAAGAUUUUAUGACUCAACACGUCACAUCCGGCCUUUCAUUUUCAAAA
Messenger RNA from Stegastes partitus (bicolor damselfish), 541 nucleotides. Its product is annotated as phospholipase A2-like. Gene Ontology annotation, molecular function: calcium ion binding; phospholipid binding. The transcript has 4 exons. NCBI's taxonomy places the organism in Eukaryota, Metazoa, Chordata, Actinopteri, Pomacentridae. Gene Ontology annotation, biological process: lipid catabolic process; phospholipid metabolic process; arachidonate secretion. Bases 21 to 470 code for a protein of 149 amino acids. The record is from RefSeq and is a predicted model, not a curated record.